UCAAUUUAAUAAAAUAUAUUAUUUUUGAAGUACAAAAUCAAUACCCUUCGAAAGUCCUGUUAAUAUUAUUCUAAUCGUCAACGUAAUUUGGAUGAAAAUUCCAUGAAAUCCAUCACUUUCAUCACCCGGAAUUGAAUUUUGGAUUUGAAACUCUUUAUUGAUAGAACUGCACGAUCUUGAAUAAACAUUCCAGUUUGAACCCAAAUAUACAAUAGGAAAAAAAUGGGUAUAUAACAAUUAUCUAAUUAACUUAUUUGUAAAAAAUAAAAGCAUCAAUCAAAAAGAGCCCAAAUAUCUUGAAUACACCCACCUGUCAAAAACUCUAAGUUAAAAUUUGAGAAUAUUUACUUAUGAAUAUGACGUAAUAUCUUGAGAGAACAAAUUUCUAAUUAUUCCCAUCUCUAAUUCCAUGGAGAAAAUGUACUCUAUCAUUAUUCCUUUUAAAAAAAUUAAUAUGCAAUGGAAAGUUUUAAGAAAUUUUCCUUUCCAUUUUGGCAUUUUGCUUAUGUUUUUGGUCUGAUGGAGAGAACCCGUUCUAGAUUAUGGCAGCUUCCUUGAUUUUUAUAGAAUGCUAAAUUUCUUCACCAAAAGUGAUAAUUGUCAAUCUUUAGACGCCCAAUACCUUGUCUUGCUGAAAAAUUCAAAGUCAUUCACCAUAAAGGUCAACAGGAAACUAAAAUUUUAAUAUUUGAUGAUGAACCAGCCAUGCACUAUAAAUAGCCUCCUUCCCUUUGGUUGAAGCACCACACAACCUCUUAUCAAUAAAACUUCUCGACAUACAAAAGAAAUAUACAACAGACCCAAAUGGCUCCAAGUUUCGAUAAUGGCAACUCACUUUUCAACUUUGUCGUCCAAGAUGGAAACGGCGUGAAGGGAUUGGUGGACUCUGGCAUAUCAAAGGUGCCCCAGGCUUACAUUCAACCACCAGCCGAGCAGAUUGAUAAGAAAAAUGCAACCAAAUGUGAGAUGCCACCGGUUGAUUUGUCGAGGCUUGAUGGCCCUGACCAUGAUGAAGUAGUCAAGGAGAUUGUUAGAGCCUCUGAGACUCUUGGCUUCUUCCAAGUUGUGAACCAUGGAGUACCCGUCGAUCUACUGGAGUCCCUUAAAGGGACCGCCCAUAACUUCUUUGGUCUGCCCGCUGAAAGGAAGGCUGUUUAUUGCAAAGAAGUGAGUCCAACCCCGUUAGUGAAGUAUGGUACGAGCUUUGUCCCAGAAAAUGAGAAAGCAUUGGAAUGGAAAGACUAUAUUAGCAUGGCCUACACUAAUGAUGCUGAAGCUCUUGAACAUUGGCCUGUAGAGUGCAGGGAUGUUGCUCUUCAAUACUUGAACACAUCGCUUGAUAUGGUGAGGAAAUUGCUUGAAGCUUUGAUGGGAAAUCUUGGAGUGGAACUAGAUGACUCAAAGAUUGAUGCAUUCAUUGGAAAGAAGAUGGUUAAUAUGAACUAUUAUCCAACAUGUCCUAGUCCUGAGCUCACAGUUGGUGUAGGACGCCAUUCUGACAUGGGUACUCUCACAAUCUUAUUACAAGAUGGGAUUGGCGGUUUGUAUGUAAAAGUCCCAGAAGAUGUAGACAUGGAAAAGAGGGGACAGUGGGUCGAGAUUCCUCCUGUUCCUGGUGCCUUGGUCAUCAACAUUGGCGAUAUGUUACAGAUAUUAAGUAAUGGAAGGUACAAAAGUGCAGAACAUAGAGUUCGCACCACAAGCACAAAGUCCAGAGUGUCAAUACCAAUAUUUACGAGCCCACAAGCAACACAAAAGAUUGCACCAUUGCCUCAGGUGGUCGAGAAAGAUGGAGUGGCUCGAUAUAGAGAGUUUGUUUUUUCAGAUUACAUGAACAGCUUUUUUGGAAAUGCACAUGAUGGCAAGAAGUCCCUUGAGUUUGCAAAACCCAACUUGGCUUGAAAUAGAAGACAUAUUCUACUCUAUUCUCGGUGCUAUUGAUUUUGGCACAUCUAUUACUCCCUCUUAUGUUUAGCACAAGUGUUUUACAUGUGACAAUAAAAUGAUGAUGAUUUAGGGUAGCCUCCGAUAUCUGUUCUUUCUAUAUUUUCGAACCAAAAGUUGUAAUUCAUCAGCUUCUUAUUUGUAAUUGAGAUCACAACUAUUUUUCUGAUUAUUAGCAACAAUAUUCAAAAUAUAUGUAGUAUUAAAAAUCAAUAACGUAGCAUAUACAGUAACAUAUAUAAUUUUCCUACCAAAAUAAAACAGGGCAGUGUUUUGAUUUGGGCAAGUGGAUUCAACCCCUAUUGAAAAACUCAAUGAAUUAUGUAUCAAUCAAUUGAGUCUAAGUGAUAUUUAGCAAGUUUAGUAUUUUAAUUCCAGCCCUUGUAGCAUUUUCUUUUAUACUCAAACUGCGAUCUUUUAUCUACAAAAAAAGAAUGAUAAAAUGAUUAAAAAAAAGCUCUCUAAUAAAAAUUUAAUAAUAA
Molecule: messenger RNA, 2426 nt
Organism: Durio zibethinus
Lineage: Eukaryota; Viridiplantae; Streptophyta; Magnoliopsida; Malvales; Malvaceae
Product: scopoletin 8-hydroxylase-like
Source: RefSeq, a predicted model, not a curated record